Messenger RNA from Lachancea lanzarotensis, 312 nucleotides. It is a transcript of the gene TRX2, whose product is annotated as LALA0S06e01310g1_1. The record is from RefSeq and is a predicted model, not a curated record. The transcript has a single exon. Gene Ontology annotation, molecular function: protein-disulfide reductase activity. Lineage: Eukaryota; Fungi; Ascomycota; Saccharomycetes; Saccharomycetales; Saccharomycetaceae. The coding region runs from base 1 to 312 and encodes 103 amino acids.
AUGGUCGCCCAAAUCGCUAACGUUGCAGACUUCGACAAAGUCAUCCAAGCUGAUAAAUUGGUCGUUGUCGACUUUUUCGCUACCUGGUGUGGUCCUUGCAAGAUGAUCGCACCAAUGCUAGAAAAGUUUGCUGCUGAAUACUCGUCUGCCGAUUUCUACAAGUUGGACGUCGACGAGGUGCCAGAAGCUGCUUCCAAGAACGAUGUCUCUGCCAUGCCUACCAUCGUGCUUUUCAAAAACGGUAAGAUUGUGGACAAGGUUGUCGGUGCUAACCCAGCUUUGAUCAAGCAGAAGAUCGCUGCCAAUGCUUAA